Ostrea edulis (European flat oyster) is the source of this 2944-nucleotide messenger RNA. RefSeq names its product vesicular glutamate transporter 3-like. Gene Ontology annotation, cellular component: excitatory synapse; synaptic vesicle membrane. The coding region runs from base 225 to 1718 and encodes 497 amino acids. NCBI's taxonomy places the organism in Eukaryota, Metazoa, Mollusca, Bivalvia, Ostreida, Ostreidae. The transcript has 12 exons. Gene Ontology annotation, biological process: neurotransmitter loading into synaptic vesicle; synaptic transmission, glutamatergic; monoatomic anion transport. Gene Ontology annotation, molecular function: L-glutamate transmembrane transporter activity; neurotransmitter transmembrane transporter activity. The record is from RefSeq and is a predicted model, not a curated record.
CUGAUUGGCGGAGAGAGAAAUGUGAAAGGUCGGGUCUGUGUUUGGGCGUUGUCAUUGGUAUUUGUGAGUUUUCUAUAUAAGCAGGAUUCGCGCCAAACCCAAACUCACCAUCUGACACUCCUACCCGGGCCAAUGAUUUAGUAUUCAUACAGUAUGUAAAAGUAUAUCCAAAGAAACUUCAGUUUUCGAGUCGUCCAAAUACACGUUUUGGUGUUUUAUAUGCUAUGGGGUGGCCACAGAGAGUCACCGUUGUCAUUCUUGCCUUUCUGGGUUUCCUCAUUCUCUUUGGGUUCAGGACCGUCUUUACCAUGAUGAUGGUUUACGUCAUCAAAGACAACGAAAACAAUGGAGUAACACUAUUUAAAGAGUGCACUAUAAAUGGUACAGCGUUUGACCUACAGUUAGACUGGAGUGUGGCCACAUCUCAGUAUUUUAACACGGCCUAUUUUGUGGGUUACGUCAUCACCCAACUUCCGGGGGGAUAUCUGGCUGUCCGAUUUUCUCCUACAAAAAUAUUCGGAAGCUCUAUAUUAGUAAGUGGAUCGUGUUUUCUUGUUCUGGCAUUUUUCAUGAAGUACAGCCCGAUCAUAUGUUUUGGUGCUAGAUUUAUACAAGGACUCGUAGAGGGCAUGUGUCAACCGGCUAUGAGUUCUGUUGUCUCCGCUUGGGCUCCGAAAUCUGAACGAGCCAGAAUAGUGGGAGUUGCAUAUUCAGGUAUCUAUUUGAGCACUUCCUUGGCUUCUGUGAUAUCGGGAGCCGCAACCUGUUACAUCAGCUGGCACGCAGGGCUCAUCAUCUACGGUAGCCUAGCUGUUCUAUGGUCAGUUGUUUGGAUUUGUAUGGUAUACGACAGCCCAAAUGUCCAUCCAUCACUUUGCGAAAAAGAAAGGAUAAUCUUUGAGAAAGACGGUUCAAAUAUCCUUUUAUCGUCUGCAAGAAUGGCAGAAAAGAUUCCAUGGAAAGGGAUAUUGACAUCAGUUCCGGUAUGGGCUUUAUUCCUGAUUAAUUUCACGAGAUCCUGGGUGUUUGCCAUGAUGAUUACCGAGAUACCCCAGUAUUUUGCAGAUGUUUUCACUCUUAAUGUAGCAACUAUUGGAUUCCUGACGUCCUUUCCUCCAAUUGUGAUGAGUGUUUCAGUUAUACUAGGCGGUAUAAUGGUUGACAAAUUAAUCAAAGAGGAGAAAGUCUCGGUCACUGCUGGUCGCAAAAUGUCCAUAAUUUUAGGUUUUGGUUCAGAGGCCGUGUGUGUUUUAGCAUUGGGGUUCCUUAGAAAUUACUUUGCGGCGGCCGUCCUCAUCAUUAUAGCAGAGGGAUUAGCGGGACUUUCAAGUGCAGGAUUUAAAGUAAACCCGGUAGACUUGGCCCCACAGUAUUCCAGCAUUCUGACGGGAGUAGUGAGAUCCGGAGUGUUAGGGGCCACUGUCAGCACGGCCCUGGCUGGAUCCCUCAGACAGGAGAAUGCACAGUCUUGGCAGAGGAUUUUCUUGAUUACUGGAUCAUUACAUCUAUGUUCCGUUACAUUUUACUCUGUUUUUGGAUCCGGACAACAGCAGAAAUGGGCACAACCUGAAUAUAUGACGUUAGUGACUUCAAAGGGUGAAUCUGACGUCAUAUACGGAUCUAACUCUAUAACACUCAGCAAAAACAAAAUGGAUCUCAACGAAAUUGUUUCUAACAAUGAAGAGGAAAACCAGAAACGUAGCUUCGACAACCAAUAAUGAUAUCUUACUUACUAUCACCCAUUCGGAGCACCGUGCACAAAUGAAAUAUCCGACUCAGGAGACACUAUAUAUUUACUCGAUAGGUAUUUUUAUUUUUCCGAUUAUGGAAGAAGGAGCAUUGCAAUUUCCUUCUAAAAAUGUAAUUGUGAAACUGGAUUGCCAUCAAUGGAACCGGUACGUUUUUGUUUGUUAACAACGUUCACUUUUUAAUUUGGAGACUAAACAGCUCUAACACUUUCUUCAAAUUAUUUUGUGAUGUUGACUUUUCUUAUAUAUCCUGGCCUACGGUACCUCUAAGUAAACACAACUGUUGUAUUGAAGUUCGGCGUUUGGUUUGGAGAAAGUCGGUGGUGAAAAAGAAAGAAUUGAUUGCGCAUGUUCAUCAAGACGACAAGAGGGGCAACAACGAUUAACUGGAUGAAAAUUACGAGUUAUUGUCAUUUGGCCAUGAGACAGAACAAAAAUGCCACACAAAAUGUCAUGGAUUAUCUUUACGAGAUAAACAUUAUUAUCACUUCUCCGCCUAUAUAUCAUUGUGCUGAUGUAUCAGUAGUGAAGUAUUGUUAUUUAAAGUUAUAGAUUUGUUUCAAUCAUGUACUGCAGCUAAAAUGAAAGUACAGGAUGAUUAUUGGUAUACAUGUACUGCUGCUAAAAUGAAAGUACAGCAUGAUUACUGGUAUACAUGUACUGCUGCUAAAAAUGAAAGUACAGGAUGAUUAUUGGUAUACAUGUACUGCUGCUAAAAUGAAAGUACAGCAUGAUUACUGGUAUACAUGUACUGCCGCUAAAAUGAAAGUACAGCAUGAUUACUGGUAUCCAUGUACUGCCGCUAAAAUGAAAGUACAGCAUGAUUACUGGUAUCCAUGUACUGCCUCUAAAAUGAAAGUACAGCAUGAUUACUGGUAUCCAUGUACUGCCUCUAAAAUGAAAGUACAGCAUGAUUACUGGUAUACAUGUACUGCCGCUAAAAUGAAAGUACAGCAUGAUUACUGGUAUACAUGUACUGCCGCUAAAAUGAAAGUACAGCAUGAUUACUGGUAUACCUACAUGUACUGCUGCUAAAAAUGAAAGUACAACAUAAAAUGAAUCGAGUUAUAAAGAGAAUACACUGACAUUUUUACUCAAGGGACACUUAAAUUUUUCCAUAUUCCGUAUGUAAUGUUUCUGUAAUUUUAUAUAUAUAUAUAUAUAUUUGUACGUAUUAAUAAAAAUAGCAAAUUGUC